AUGCCUAAGGUUCACCUUCUCGACUACGUGGCGGGCAACAUCCGCUCGCUGGUGAACGCCAUCGAAAAAUGCGGAUGGGAAGUGGAAUGGAUCCGGAGCCCUGAGGAUGUGCAGAAAGCAGAUAAAAUCAUUCUCCCCGGUGUCGGCCACUUUGGUCACUGCUUAACCUCUCUCUCCACGGCAGGCUACCUCCCCGCCAUCCAAUCCCACAUAGCCAGUGGAAAGCCGUUCUUCGGCAUCUGCGUGGGCCUCCAAGCGCUGUUCACCGGCUCAGAAGAGGCACCCGGUGUGUCUGGCCUGAAUCUCAUUCCUACGUCGCUUAAACGCUUCUCAGCCGAGAACGCCAACGGAUCGAAGAAGUCCGUGCCUUGUAUAGGCUGGAACGACGCUUCGACGCUGCACCAUGAACUAGACCAAAACCUCACCGCCGUCUCAGACAAAGGGAAGAGCUUUUAUGGGCUCAGCCAGGGAAGCAAGUAUUACUACGUGCACAGCUACUUUGCUCCCUACGUGCCUGGCGAGCUGGAGGCCGAUGGCUGGGUCGUCGCUACCGCCACCUACGGCGACGAAACCUACGUGGGAGCCAUCGGCAAAGGGAACGUGUUUGCGACCCAAUUCCACCCCGAGAAGUCCGGCGCCGCAGGGCUGAGAGUCAUCAAGGCAUUCCUCGAAGGCAACACCUGGUCGGAUCCCGUGAUUCCAUCCGUUCCAGGGACUAGCUCGAGAGCCAUCGGGAAGGCAGACGGCGGGAUGAACGGCCUUACCCGUCGCAUCAUCGCGUGUCUGGACGUGCGCACCAACGACCAGGGUGACCUCGUGGUGACCAAGGGCGACCAGUACGACGUGCGUGAGAAGUCGGCCACGUCGACCGCGGGGGCCGCCGGCCAGGUGCGCAACCUGGGCAAACCGGUCGACAUGGCACGGCGGUACUACGAACAGGGGGCCGACGAGGUGACAUUCCUCAACAUCACGAGCUUCCGCGACUGCCCGAUCACAGACCUGCCCAUGCUGGAGAUCCUGCGACGGACCAGCGAGACCGUCUUUGUCCCGCUCACCAUCGGCGGCGGCAUCCGCGACAUGACCGACCCGGCCACUGGCCAGCACGUCUCGGCCCUCGACGUCGCCAAGCUGUACUUCGCCUCCGGCGCCGACAAGGUGUCGAUCGGCUCCGACGCCGUGCUGGCCGCGGAGGACUACCACGCCGCCGGGCGCCGCCUGUCGGGCACGACCUCGAUCGAGACCAUCUCGGCCGCCUACGGCGCGCAGGCCGUGGUGGUGAGCGUGGACCCGAAGCGCAUCUUCGUGUCCUCCCCGUCCGAGACGGCCCACCACACCAUCCGCACGGCGUUCCCGGACGCCCAGGGACGUGAGCACGUGUGGUACGCGUGCACGAUCAAGGGCGGGCGCGAGACCCGCGACCUUGACGUCGUGCAGCUGUGCACGGCCGUGCAGGCCCUGGGCGCCGGCGAGAUCCUGCUCAACGCCAUCGACCGCGACGGCAGCAACCGCGGCUACGACCUCGAGCUGGUCGACAUGGUCAAGGCCGCUGUCGGCGUGCCCGUCAUCGCCUCCUCCGGCGCCGGUGUGCCGGAUCACUUCGAGGAGGUGUUCCGAAAGACCGGUGUGGAUGCCGCUUUGGGCGCUGGUAUGUUCCAUCGGGGUGAAUACACCGUUGCCCAAGUCAAGGAGCAUCUCGCCAGGCGGGCCUGCUGGUGCGGCCGUUUGAAGAGUUUUGAGAAAAUGGAACUCCCCCUGGAAUAG
Messenger RNA from Fonsecaea erecta, 1761 nucleotides. Its product is annotated as imidazoleglycerol phosphate synthase, cyclase subunit. Bases 1 to 1761 code for a protein of 586 amino acids. Gene Ontology annotation, molecular function: imidazoleglycerol-phosphate synthase activity; oxo-acid-lyase activity. Gene Ontology annotation, biological process: L-histidine biosynthetic process. The transcript is spliced from 3 exons. The record is from RefSeq and is a predicted model, not a curated record. Lineage: Eukaryota; Fungi; Ascomycota; Eurotiomycetes; Chaetothyriales; Herpotrichiellaceae.